AUGAACCCGCCUUCGCCCCUUGCGGCCGACGGUCCCAUCCUCGGCCUCGUCGGCCAAGAGCACCCUGCUGUGCCGCCCGGCACACCCCGAGUGAAAACGCCCGGUCGGCAAAGCACCCUAGAAGAUAGGAUGGAAGCCCUGCAGCGGGAAAUGACCAAGAUGCAGAAACACAACAAUAUCCUCUCCUCCAAACUGGAUGACACCCAGAAGCAGCUUCACGAGCAACAAUCACGUUCGGCCCAGCUGCAGGACGAUUUGGAACAAACCACGCAACUUCGGCAGGAAUGA
Messenger RNA from Prunus armeniaca (apricot), 288 nucleotides. The record is from the annotation of a GenBank genome assembly. NCBI's taxonomy places the organism in Eukaryota, Viridiplantae, Streptophyta, Magnoliopsida, Rosales, Rosaceae.